GAGAUAGUUUGGGUAAAGUUCCUCACACUAUCAUACCAAGUUACAGGCAACAUCUCAACCAGGUGAUAAAGUCAAACCCCUUUAUGAAUGCAAGAAAAGCCAAACAACCAUAUUCUCAAAUUACAUUUGAGACAAUCCAGCCUCUUUUCCGUACAACGGCAUUGUGGAAAUUGAUGCAUUGUCUGUGAAUAAGAAGAUUAAGAGCAGCUUUGCUGAGGAUGAAUGGAGUCUGAAGGAGAUGGAUGAAAAUGAGUCCACAACAGUGUAUCACAAACUGCAUUGACCUUCAAUCUACCAGAAGUGGACCGGUGACCGGGCCUGCAGAGAAAAAGAAGAUGAAGUCCAUAGUACCAAGAAGAAAAUCUAUUAAAGCUUUCAGCAAAACCAGACAAAGGCUGCGUCCUCCGGAGGUCGCAUUUGUUGGCCGCAUACGUCAUCGAGACUGUCUCGUUUCAGAAAACGAUGAGUAUGAGGCAUGUCAUGUAUCCCAAAAUGCAGUGCUGUUGAUGGAAGCCCAUGUACACCUUACCACUGGCUUGCAGUCAAGAGAGAGACUGCUGUUACUUUUCACAGAUUCACUUAUCAUCGCCAAGACCAAGUCUCUGUAUCUAAAGCUGAAGGUUUGUGUUAGCCUCUCAGACAUAUGGCUGGGAUCCUGUAUUUAUUUCAUCACAGAGAGAAAACUUCCAUCUAAAAACUCAUUUGUGAUUGGCUGGCCGACCACCAAUUAUGUUGUCACUUUCAGCUCCUCAGAAACAAAGGAAAGAUGGUUACAUACUCUACAGUGGCACACCUGCAGAGUCAGGCAAAGAAUCUUGCCGAAUGCCAUUCUUCUCUAUGUCCUGCUGAUCUGCCAUCCCAGUGACGACUGCCCUACGACUGUUGCUGUGGCAGUGGAUGUGAGCACCACUGCAGACAAUGUGGUUCAAUACAUCAUGCAACAGUGCAAACUGCUGGGUGAAGUCUCGGACUACCAGUUGUAUGUGAACUAUGAAAAAGAAGAGGAAACUUUCCCUCUUAUUGGCCAUGAGCUUCCAUUCUUCAUUCUGCAUCACUCCUUGAGAAGUCAGCAAGACCAUCUGCACAUGCCCAGUGUGCACCUGCAGGAAGCAUUUAGUGCUGCCCAGCAGACAGAGGCCACACCCAAGACCCCUCACUUCACCCUAAAAACCAGAAUACACACCCCAAGGGGUGCUGUACUGAAACACAAAAGAAAGAGGUCUCUGAUUGAUUGGGCUCUGAGGAGGGGACACCCUAACCAGUCAGAAAGCCAUACUGACUCGCACACUGCCUCUCACAAGUUAUUCGGCCAGUCUCUCUCAUCCAUUUGUCAUGAUGGAAACCUGCCCAAACCAAUAAUGGACCUCCUGUAUCUUCUGUUCUGUGAGGGUCCAGAGACCUGUGGAAUCUUCCGCCGUUCAGCAAAUGCCAAAAACUGUAGAAUUCUGAAGGAGCAAAUGAAUACUGGACAAAAUAUUUCACUGCAUGAAGAAUCUGUGUUUGUCUCUGCAUCUCUAAUUACAGAGUUUUUGCGCAAACUGCCUGGUGGUGUGCUGUGCUGUGACUUGUAUGAAGACUGGAUGGAAGUUCUGCAAAGUGACGAUCAACAGGAUAGACUUAACAGAGUCAGAAGUUUGCUUGCACAGCUGCCAGAGGAGAAUGUUACCUUACUAUGUCACUUGUUUGGAGUGCUGCACAGGAUACACUCGUACUCAGAGGUGAAUCAGAUGACAGCAACAAACUUGGCCCUCUGCAUCGCACCCAACAUGCUGUGGAGGUCUUGCCAAAUUAGCCCUGAACAAGAGGGACAAAAUGCAUUGCAGAUCGCUGUGCUCAUCCAGUACCUGAUAGAAAAUACUCCUGCCAUAUUUGGGAAUGAUUUGGAGAGUCUCUUCGACAGGCAAAUUAAUUCAGGGCAGGAAACAAAUGACUUCACAGGUGCUUCAUAUCUUCAUCAACACUCCUCUUCAGAAGACACAGAUCAAGACUUCAUCGCUUCUCCCCAUCUCUCUCCUGAAGUUCAUCCACUUUUCUUCCCUCUCGCUGCACUUUCUCUUAAAGAGAAGAGACCACGCCCCUUUCAUACCAAUAAGACAUCAUCAGAGGGUGCCUACAGCUGUGGAACACUGUAUUCCAUUUCAUCACAUUCCAGUGCUUCUGUGAGCAUGUUGGGGGUUGGGGAACUUAGCCAAUCACAUGAUCGAUGCCUCUCUGAGCCAUCCAUGUAUUUUUCCACACCCAACACACAGGAAACAACUCAUCCACCUGUUAUCCGCCAAUCUAGCUAUGAUGCUGUGGUAAAAAAAAGCCAAAAUGAGCAGUCCCAGGGCUCCAUGCGGUUAAGUCCAGAACAACAGUCCCAUAAUUCUGGGAUAGGUACAAGACAACGACGUUACACUUUCUGGAAGUCACCACAAAUCCCUAGCCGCUUCAGGCAUCCUGCGCAGAGAUUGGCCAGCAUGUCAAGUCUGUCAUCAACUACCACUUCCUCACUCAGCUCAUUGGAUAGUACGCUGUCCCUAAACUCUGCCGAUCCAAUCCCCAGCCCUCAAGAUAGACAGUCCCGCCCUUUUUUGUUCGGAGCAGCUGCUAGACUGCGGCCUCUCACCCCAGAAAUGGCCAGAAAGAGAUGGACAAAUACUUUCACUUACGAAGAGGAACAAAAGGUGGAGAUAUGGAGAGAAAGUGAUCAGGAGACAGAAAAUGAGAAAGAGAGGGGAUUUAAAGGAUCUUUUAAUGACUGUGGUGGAGAGAGAAUUGAGAAAGAUGGAGAGAGAGCCGAGAGAGAGGAUACCAUGAGCUGUGAGUCAUUCAGUAAUAUCCAUGAGGUUAAAUGUGUACAAAGACAAUGUGCGUCAGAGUGUCUCACUGAGAAUGUUUGCAGCGUGGGAUUUAAUCCUUUAAAGUCAUCUGAUGCAUAUAAGAAAGAGCCCGAUUCUGAACUAAACUCACAGGCAAUCUCACAAAAUCCCUGCAGCAUAUGGACAGUCCCACAGGCAAAGCAGACUGGUAAUGAGAUACAGGCAUCUGAGGUGACACAAAUACUCAUAAAGACACCCACAACCAUGCAAAAGCAAAUCAGUACCAAAAUAAAAAACUCUGUCGGUCAACUUCAGCUGGAACGGACAAAUACACGCUCAAACAUGCACAUUUCAGUUGGGCAGAAAAUGAGCCGAAUGAAAAUCACAUUCUUUCCCUCUUCAGGAAGAGUGAUGCUUAAACAUUCCAAGGUCACAAAUCAAACUGCUGACAUUACAAAGAGCAUCCCUAUGGAAAGAGAGCAAGAGAUGGAGCCAGAAUUCUUUGUUCAAAAGGGGGGAAAACGGGGAGACCCAGUUCAGGAGCAUGUCCCAGAAACACUGUUUUACAGUCAUAAGGUUCCGCAAGUGUUACAUUCUACAUCACCACAGCAAACAUCAGUCCAGGUACAGACACACUGUACUUCCCCUAAGGAUGUGGGUGUGGCUGAUCCAGGUUUGUCUGGUGGUGGUGAUGUUCGUGUUGUUACCUUAGAUAGUAGUAUCAGCAAUGGAGUAAGCUGUUACCCAGAAGAGAGUAUUGUCCAGUGUGUCAAAUGUAUUAAUCUUGACAAGGGGGUUAGUCAUAGCGCAAGCAAUUUUGAUGACCUGCACAGCCCUGGUAGCAGUCCUGAUACUGCUGGCCCUGCAUUUAGCGUUAGCAGUGGUUAUAGUGUUAACCACGGUUUUAAGCUCUUUCAUGGUCAUUCUAAGCAGAGCUCUCCAAAGCCCGCUGGCAAAUUCUCAGGAACCUUCCGUCACACAAUCUGCAUCAAGCUUCCUGUCAAUUUAUGCAGCAGAGGGCCAGCAGAGAACAAGCAAUUACCAUAAAUGAUUUCUUCUGGGUAUGUAAUAUUAAGUGAUAUGGGGUAUGAAACAUAUUCAUAGAAAAGUUUUUAAUCCUUUGCCUCAGUGUAAAAGUGUUUGUUUUUAUAAGAAAAAAGCAUGGUUGUAAAGUAAAACCACACUGCAAAAAUAAAUAAAUAAAAAGUUACAGUAAAAAUA
This is a messenger RNA of Myxocyprinus asiaticus (Chinese sucker), 4022 nucleotides long. RefSeq lists its product as uncharacterized. Gene Ontology annotation, biological process: regulation of Rho protein signal transduction; signal transduction. The record is from RefSeq and is a predicted model, not a curated record. Lineage: Eukaryota; Metazoa; Chordata; Actinopteri; Cypriniformes; Catostomidae. Gene Ontology annotation, molecular function: GTPase activator activity. The transcript has 16 exons. Bases 243 to 3848 code for a protein of 1201 amino acids.